Messenger RNA from Cynocephalus volans (Philippine flying lemur), 1187 nucleotides. Its product is annotated as GTPase IMAP family member 1-like. The coding region runs from base 87 to 1010 and encodes 307 amino acids. Gene Ontology annotation, molecular function: GTP binding. The record is from RefSeq and is a predicted model, not a curated record. Gene Ontology annotation, cellular component: endoplasmic reticulum. NCBI's taxonomy places the organism in Eukaryota, Metazoa, Chordata, Mammalia, Dermoptera, Cynocephalidae. The transcript is spliced from 3 exons.
GCCUGCUAUACUCACAACCAGAGGGAAAGCAGAGGUCAGGGGCUUCUCGGAGCCAUCUUCAGAGUCUGUCGCCAGGAAAGGUGAACAUGGGAGGACGGAAGAUGGCAAGAGAUGAAGCUGCCGCCUGUGGUUCGGAAGAGGACGCCCAGUCCCUGCAGGAGCCCAGGCUGAGGCUCAUCCUGGUGGGGAAAACAGGCGCAGGGAAGAGCGCCACAGGGAACAGCGUCCUGGGUCAGAGACGGUUCCUCUCCAGACUCAGGGACACGUCUGUGACCAGAACCUGCACCGUGGCCAGCGGGAGGUGGGCCAAGUGGCACGUGGAACUCAUUGACACCCCGGACAUUUUCAGCUCCGAAACCUCCAAGACAGACACGGGGUGCGUGGAGAGAGGCCGCUGCUACCUGCUCUCCGCCCCCGGGCCCCACGCGCUGCUCCUGGUGACCCAGCUGGGCCGCUACACCGCGCAGGACCAGCAGGCGGUGAGGAAGGUGCAGGAGCUGUUCGGGGAGGGCAUCCUGGAGCGAAUGGUCGUCGUCUUCACCAGGAGGGAGGACCUGGCCGGGGCCUGUCUGCAGGAUUACGUGCGCUGCACGGAGAAUCGCGUCCUGAGGGAGCUGGUGGCCGCGUGCGGGGGCCGCGUCUGCGCCUUGGACAACCGCGCCACCGGCAGGGAGCAGGAGGCGCAGGUGCAGCAGCUGCUGGCACUGACCGAGGGGCUGCUGAGGGCGCACGGGGGCGCCCACUACACCAACGAAGUGUACGGGCUGGCGCAGGCGCUGCGCUGGGCAGACCCCGAGGAGCGGCUGCGGAGGGUGGCCGCGGAGGUGGCGGCCCGCGUGCGGGGACCGCGGGGGGCCGGGCGGCUGGCCGCGCUGUGGGAGUGGCACAAGGCCCUGGGGAACCGCUGGAGGCUGGAUGUGGCCGUCCUGCUGGGGGGCGCGAUCCUGCUCUACGUGCUGCUCUGCAGGCGCCCAGGGUCCGAGGCUUUUGCUGACCUGAGUGACACAUAGUCCAGGUCUCAACACCUGCAGGUAACUUGGCAGGAGAGGAACGGAAGCCUUGAAGCUGGAGGGGGAAACUAACACUUUAUUCCAAAGGACUCCUGUAGUUUCAGACAUAGAUUCAAUGACCCAAAACUUUGAGCACUGCAUCAAUUUUGUAAAGGCUUAAAGUUCACUUUUUAAGUU